AUUUGGGCUUUUUAGGAGCAGUGACAUCGUGGAUCAUCGCCCCGCUCUUUGCGGACGUUGUUUUAUUGAGAUACAGGCACGUUUGUAGUUGAUAUUAAGACGGGAAAAUAUUAAUUCCACUUUAAUACGCUUGCUUGGGAUUAAAUUUGUGACUUAAUUUCAAAGAGUGGAAAGCAUAAAAAGCCGUCUUGCUGACUGUCCGGACCAUGUGAGCUGCGAGGAUUUUACAUCAAACUUAAUGGAUAUACGUUCUCAUCUUACUAUGAUUCAGUUUUGGAGAGUCUGACGCAGCUAAAAUGCUGUUCUUUCACACAAGUAUGAUGGUUUUCCGAAUACUGGUUCUGAUUAUUUUGCAAGGCGUUUUGAUGUCCCACGUGAAAUCCGAGAGCGACCCCAGAAGUGUCCCGGACUCCAAGGUGAUGGGCUCCACGGGAUCCGAGGCUUCAGAGCCGUCUGGGACCUCAAGGUCCAGACAAAAGCGCUGCACCUGUUAUUCCUACACGGACAAAGAGUGCGUCUAUUACUGCCACCUGGACAUCAUCUGGAUUAACACUCCUGAGCGCACUGUGCCUUAUGGUAUGUCUAACUACAGAGGACCAAAGAGAAGGAGACGUGAUGCUGCUGCAGCACCAGCGCCUGAAGGUGGCCGAACUCAGAUACGUCGAUGUAUCUGUGCUGUGACAGAUGCAGACCCUGGGUGUCAACGCUUCUGUCUGUCGAGCCCACAUCAGACUCAACUAUCCAGGAGUCUCCACGGAGUCCCCUGCCUAGGAUGAUGCCACAACAACCAUCCAUCUUCUGCUGUUCCUUCCUAGGUCAAUGGAUCUUUCCACUUCCCUUAAUCUGCUUCCCUUUGACCUCCGUUUGGCUCAGUGACUCCCAGGUAGAAACUGUGAAAAAGAAGUUUGGAGUUGCACACUGCCAACAUUCCUCGGCAUCAAAACUCUUGGAACAAGUUCCAUCAGGCCAACAGAUUUCAAGAAGUCAUCAGGAAAAUUUGAUGCAGACCUCUUGGGGCUAUUCUUACUUUUUGCUACCUUUUUGGGAGAACCCAAAGGAUUGUUUUCACUAUCAACGCAAUAGCAAGUGACCUUGCUUAUGUCAAGCUUAACCAGACCAACUCUUUGGUUUUGGUUUAUUUGCUGUCAACUGUAACUUUCUAAAUGUGUUUUGUCUAGACCAACAUAUAAGCUUAUAAAAGUAUAUGAGAUGGUUUGUUCCACCGAACAGGUCACAAAGCAAUAAAUGUCCACAAAAAUCAAGGAAAGUAGAAACAGGAAAUAAUAGGGUAAGGGCUUGCCAUAAAAAUAGGGAAACAAAGGCUAGAAGUUGGAGCACAAAAGUACUGGACGUACUGUUUUAACUUAAUCUUUUCCAGAUUAUUAAUCAUUGAUAGGAAAGCCACUGACAGCCCAAUUUAUGAGUACACCUUACUUGUAAUGUAUCCUUACUUCCCUUCAGAACUGCUUUGAUUCUUUGCUGCAAAGAUUCCGCAAAAUGUGCCUUGCGUCAAGUAACAAGCCUGAGAUUAUUUUAGAUUUGUGACUCAGGUAGGGUGUGGCGUUUAAAUUUCGCACAGUUGGUACUAAAGAGCCCAAACAGUGCCAGAAAUAUUCCCCACACUAUAACGACACCUGCACUGGUCAGAACUGUUGAUGGCUGGAUGCACUCAUACUUUGCAGAUAUUUAAUCCAAACUCUGACCCUAUCAUCUAAAUGAUGCAUCAACAUUGCUACUUACUGACCCUACAAAACAAUAACAGUUUUGUAGUUUGUUACUGUUCAGUGUUAAGCAUGCGUGAAUGGUAACUUCAGUUUCCGUUCUCUCACCGGAGUGGUUUCUGAUGUGGUCUUCUGCUGCUGUAAUCCACCUACUGCAAGUUUUGAAGAGUUUUACAUUCAAAGAUGACAUUCCUUGGAUGUAGUUGUUAGUAAUUUGGGCAAUAAAGAUUGACAUGAACAGGUAGAGUAGAACUGCAUGAACUGUACUCAAUUGUGACUCAAAUAUAACCAUAAGACACUAAUCUAGCAUUUCUUAAACUCUGACGUGGUGAGCUGGUAUAGAAAAUGGUCAUAUGUGGUAAAUAGUAAAUGGCCUGCAUUUGUACAGUGUUUUAACAAAUCCAGAGGACCCCGAAGCACUUCAUUCAUUCAUUUAUGAAUAAUACCGCCUCUGAUUUUUAUGUAAGACAGUCCUACAUUACAUAGAAAUGUCCAUUGGACAUUAUGCCUUCCAAACUGAUUAUUCUUUGAAAAAUAUGUCAAUAAUUUAUACAGCAGCAAGUGAAAGUGUUUGUCCUCAAACAUUGUGAAAAAAUGGGCAAGUGUAAGGAUUUAACGAUAUUGAACAUGGUUCAGAUUUUUAAAGCAUCUCUAAAACUGCAUGCUUUGGUGUUUCUAGUCUUUAGUGGUCAGUGUUUCUUAAAGUAGUCCAAGAAAGGACAACUGUAGGGUCAUGGUCAACCAAGGCUUACUGAUGCAGGCAUGGAGUGAAAGUUGGCCCGUGUGUUCAGACCUAACAGACACAGCCUACUUUAACUCAAAUAGUUGAAGUUAAUGGUGUUUUUGACACAAAAAUGUCCAAAUACACAAUGCGUUUUAUUACAUAUGUCAUAGCAUACCUGCUGACCAGUGGAAACAAUGUAUUCUCAUAGAUAUAUUUUCUUGUACCAGGACUAGAGAUGGCAACACGUUUGAGGUGUGGACUUGGCCUUAAAAUACCAGACAAUCUAAAUUCAAUCAAGCAUGUUGAUUGAAUUGAGGAGGUCAGGCACCUGUCUACCUUGUUGUUCUGUUUAUGAUCUUCUCUGAAUGGGUGGUACUGAAAUGAAUUUUGUUGUGCUUCUGUGCAAAACCAAUACAAAUCAUUCUGAUUCUGAUUCUGAUGUUUGGGAUGUGCUGGAUAAAUAAGUCCAAAUCACAGCGGCCCCAUCCUUGGAUCUCACAAGACUUAAAGGAUCUGCUAAAAUGUGUUGGUACUAGAUAUCACAGUGCAUCUUCAGCAUUCUUGUGGACUUCAUCCUUCGAUGGAUCAAUGUAUUUUCAGCAGCAAAAGUGGACCAAAAUACUAACAGACACAUGUUAAGCCUUAUGAGUGUUUAGUUUGUCUAUAACUUUGGACAGGACAUGAAAUGCAACACCAAUACUACUACAGAAAUUUUCUAUAGUUAAUUGGAAGGAGCAUCAGCCUUAAAGAAAAAUAACAGUGGACUUGUGAAUGUUGCAUUCUUAAAACUAAAGACAUUGGGAUUAACCCCAUGUUUACAAAAGAAUUCCAGUUUAAUCCCCAAGAAUUUCCACAAGCAGUUAUUUUAUUAUUUUGUAAACUAUGUAUAGCAUGUAUAAUGUGUGUGCAUAACUUGUAUGUACAUUUCAGAUUGCUGUAUUCAUACUUACUAAUACAAUACCACAUAUACCGGGAUAAUGCUAAUUGAAUAAUGAUCAAUGAGCGUGAUUUGCAGAUUCCAGUAAUUUGUCUAGCCAAUUGAACAGUUUUCAUUGUUGGAACAGAUUGUGAGUUAAAGUACAUGAAUUAUCUUACUCUCUUGUUAAAACACAUUGCUACAAUAUUAUUUGUUUUCCUGCAUCUCAUCUUGUAAUAAAGAAUUUAUUUCUUUUUUUUGACAGUCUA
Messenger RNA from Xiphophorus hellerii (green swordtail), 3630 nucleotides. RefSeq names its product endothelin 3b (gene edn3b). Gene Ontology annotation, biological process: regulation of systemic arterial blood pressure by endothelin; vein smooth muscle contraction; regulation of vasoconstriction. The transcript has 4 exons. Gene Ontology annotation, cellular component: extracellular region. The record is from RefSeq and is a predicted model, not a curated record. Lineage: Eukaryota; Metazoa; Chordata; Actinopteri; Cyprinodontiformes; Poeciliidae. Gene Ontology annotation, molecular function: hormone activity; endothelin B receptor binding. The coding region runs from base 297 to 776 and encodes 159 amino acids.